Messenger RNA from Effrenium voratum, 3616 nucleotides. Lineage: Eukaryota; Dinophyceae; Suessiales; Symbiodiniaceae. The record is from the annotation of a GenBank genome assembly.
GCAUGUCAAAUUUUGAACGCUUAUCAUGGUGAUGCCAUGAUGAAAAGAUGCUGAUGCCAUGGUGCCGUGUGGCAGGCUGUUGGUUCCUUGUCAGAGCUGCCACUCUGGGGGACUACUUUGAUAGCUUCCGUGACGAGUAUGGAUACACGGGUGGAUACAUGGGCGGAUACAGUGGCUUCGGAGACUACAAGAGAGGAGGUAGCUAUGACGAUGAUUUUGGCAGUCCCUACGGCACUUUUGGCGGGGGCAUUGGACAAGCCGAUCGCAAGGAGUUAGGCAAGGAUGACUGCUCGCGCAUUGAAGCCGACGGGAUUCCACUGGCCGAGUUGUUGCGAGAGGCUGCAGAGAACCUUCCGCAGAACCUUUCAGAAAUUCCAAUGCAGGUGCAGGAGCUGGUGGGCUUCUUCUCGGGGCAGGAUCAUCGGCGCUUCUUGAUGAGCCACUGCCCGCAAGCGGUCGCGCUGGCCGUUUUGCUGCAGGCAGAAGCUGAGGCCGCCUCAGUGCCUGCACCUGGGCAGGUGACAGGCCUGGCCGAAGGUCCUCUGAAGCGAGCAGUCCUUGAGCUCGCCGACAUGCUUCAAGCAGCGCCGACACUAAGAGGCCCCUUCAAGGCUCCACCAGUUUGGACGGGAGAGCCGUGGGGUGCUGCAUUGAGCGCUGCACAGCGGCGCACUGGAGUUGUGUUAUUCCCCAUAGGCGAACAGCAAUUUCACGUCGACUUUGUGCCCGCAACCAAUUGGUCGAUUUGGGCCAAUCGUCGCUGUAGAGGUCGCCGAGAUUUGGGAAAUCUGCAGGCAGCUUGUCUUCAGGUUGGAUCAACUCAAGACUCGGAAUCUCAACGCACGCUUGGAUGGGUGUCUCAGUCAGCAACGUUUUGGCAUUGGCAGCCUGGAGGGAUGGGCUUUGAUCAGCGUUGCUUCCUGUCUUCCUCAUGCACCUCGCAGCUUUCGACUGAUGAAGGUGCUGAGGGGGCCUUUCUCUUUGAGAAGCUUGCCGUGCUGACACCUGGUGAGAAAGAGAUUGUGCAAGACACGUUAAGAUCUGCUGGGGCUGCAUGGGCACCCCGGGCUGGCCACAGACUCUUGGCAGCCCCUGCUGAAACCGGUGUCCGCCUCUGGCUGAUGGGCGGCGUUGGCGUGGAUCCCUUCGAUAAUGCCACGCAAGAGGAGAAGAAAAGUCCCUCCCCUCCGUCCAAUCAGGACAAGAGGGCCAGGAAGAAGGGCGGCAAAGGCGGCAAAGGAUCUGUGGCCCGAGAUCCCAAGAGUCAGAGGCGAAACCAUACUGGCAUGCUCAACGUGGUUCAGGCUUACUUGUCUCGUCAUGUUGAGUUGAGCGGAGAAUUGCCUCCUCUCCGUUCCUUGCCUUAUGGCCGGCUGGGCGAUAUUUGGUGCAGCGACGAUGAAGGUAGCAGCUGGACCUUGGUGCAGCAAUCGGCUCCCUGGGGCCCCAGGGCGUACUUUGGCGCUGUCGCAGCGGGCCGUGGGCUGCUGGUGUUCGGCGGCAUCAUAACUCAGGCCGUUCAGAACGCGAGUCAGGAUUCGCUUGCGAGAGCCUAUGUGAAUGAUGUGUGGUAUACUGAUCUACAGAACCUUGCUUGGCAAGAGCUUCCCAGAGCACGCUGGGAAGCCCGCGCCGCGUUUCAGGCUCUCACAUGGCAGCCUUCAGGCCAUGAGGAAGUGAUCCUUCUUGGAGGCCGCCUGGAUGACGGCACGCUCAAGAAUGAUGUUUGGGCACUGUUAUUGGAUGUCGACAGGCUGACAUCUUCAGAGUGGAGGUUAGUCACAGCUUCCGCUGCCUGGUCUGCUCGGUCUGAUUUCGCGGCCACCUCCACCAGCGAACCUCGUCUUUGGGUGCUUGGUGGCACUGACCAGGCCGGGCGUGCGCUGGCAGAUGUCUGGUUCAGUGGUGAUGGAGUGGCCUGGACCCAGGCGCGAGCUGUGAGUGCCUGGGGCCCACGCAUCGGAGCCACUGCGGUGACGCUGCGGGUUGAGGCCUCCCAGGUCAUCCUACUCUUUGGCGGCUACUCUUAUCCGGAUGAGGGCUUUGGUCCACUGCUCGGGAACACAUCGGAUGUGUGGAAGGAGCCGGCCUGGCUCUCAGCCGAUGGCCAGAGCUGGUGGCCCCUGGAGCCAGACCGUCUGGCAUGGACGCAAGGGACCAUGCAUGCAGCCGUGGCGGCGGCACCAUGCGAUGCGCGGCAACCGGAGGGAGGUUGGGCGUGCGGCUACGUGACUGGUGGGCUCUCUGACGAGGGCUACUAUGACAACACUGUGCGACGCCUUCGCUUGGGCGCAAGAGAGGCUGCGUUGCUUGACUCCGGCGUUGCUCCAGGUCCACAAUCACCUCCAGAUGCAGAUGCGGCCGACGCAGCAGAUGCGUCUCUGGCAGCUUCUGCCUUGCCAGCUGGGGUGGGCAGGACCGAGAAGGCUCUUUGGUCGCUUGGCGUCGUUGCCUUCGUGGUGCUCGCCGGCAUCUCGGACAGCUACCGGAAGAAGAUUGCGGAAGCUGAUCCUAGCCUGCGAGGGUUGGUGGACACGCUGCGCAGAAUGCUGCUUGUGCUUUUCAUGAUGGCACUGGUCACUGGUGCCGCACUGUCACGGCUUUCAGACCAGAUUGCCAUGCUUCAGCCAGAGUCAUCCAAAUGCCAGAUAGACUCCAGCGAGCUUUGGCACAAACUUGGCUUGGCUGAGCAGUCCGCACGCUGGGAUCAGUUCGAGAUUCUGCUACGACUGGCUGCCCGGGAGUCGCAGUAUGGCUACGGAUUCGGCUACGGAGGAAAGGCAAGUGACUUGUAUGGCGGCCAUGACCGAGGUAGUAACUUCCCCUACCCGUAUGGCCAUGCGGAUGCUGUGGCUGAUGUGGGUCCUGGUGAUACGAGGACGGCCAAGGAGCCAAACCUCAAGAAGGAGCUCAGCGCACUUCCCACCAUUCAGUCUGUGUCCUGUCGCACCCCGAAGUGUGACCGGAAUGCGAGCUGUUUGAGUUCAUCAACAAGGUCGCUGACAACUCCGUAUGGAUGCUGCAGCGACUACAUGAUGGUCAUGCUCAAUGAUGUUACCCGCUGGCUACAACAAGAGAACAUUCCGUACUUCAUCACCUACGGGACGUUGCUGGGUGCAGUAAGGGAGCACGACAUCCUACCAUGGACGCAGGACAUGGACAUUGUGGUUGACCGCUCACACUGGCCACAGCUACAGCGAGGUUUGGAGGCGGCUGAGUUCUUCGGCGGGCGCCGCUAUCUCUUCGGGGUUGAUCAAUGGGAGGAGAAGGUCUCUCGGGUUUGUGCCGAUUGGGAGGGCUUUGCAACUUCCAUCAUCGGCGGGCAAGAAGGUGACCGCUUUAGCCGACCCACUGACUUCCACUUAGACGUCUAUGCCAGCGACUGGUGGCAAAUCACAGAUCUUCACCUAGCAGACUGUGUGGAGCCUCUGGGCACGCUGGAGAUCCGGGGCCAGAACUUCUCAGCGCCGGCGCGGCCGCGAGCGUGUGUGGAGAAGCUCUACGGGAUGGAGUGGCGGAUACCCAAGAAGGCACUCGCGGGUGUCAACUGAGUGGCAUUGUUGGAAUUCUUUAGCAUUGAGUCUUGAUCCAUUGUACAGCAAGCAUUGGCCUCAAC